AUGGACGAGUCAGCGCUGGAGCGGUACUUUGAUAAGUUCAUUGCAAAUGACUCCUCAAAGACUGAGGAGGAGGAGAAGGAGAAGGAGGAGGACGACGACAACAACGAAGAGUUCUUCAGAUUACUGCCUGAUGAGCUCCUGACACUACAUAAGGAUGACACAGCAACAACAACAACGCCGAUGUUGAAUAAAACUGUGCUGCCAGACAGCAGCACCAGUCAGAACUACAGCUCCCAGAAUCCCACAGAAGCGGCCAAGCUACCAGGGCAGUCACCCAAGCUGGAGCUGGUUCAUCCCAUGAUCCCAGUGACGCCUGUGACAAAGCAACCAAAACUGACCCCACACAUAGUGAACGUCAUCUCUACAGUGAAGCUGGGCUGCCGUCUGGACCUGAGCUUCAUUGCUCGCAAUGCAUGGAACGUGGAGUUCAACCCAAUGGUACCGAUCCUGUUUCAGAAAUUCAAGGCACUCUUCAUGAGGAUCCGUGAGCCGCAGUCCACAGCAGUGAUCUACGAAUCUGGAAAUGUUGUCUGCACAGGAACCACGAGUGAGGAGCAGUCCCGGCUGGCGGCCAGGAAGUUCGCCCGCAAAGUGCAGAAGCUGGGCUUCCCUGCCCGCUUCCUGAACUUCAGGAUCCAGAACAUGGUGGCCAGUUACAAAUCCCUCCCAAUCAAUUUGGAGCAAAUGGCUUCCCAUGAGCACUGCAGUUAUGAACCAGAGCUGUUUCAAGCCCUCUUCUACAGCGGCAUCCCUGGUGUGGUUAUAACCAUCACUGCAAAGGGGAAGAUUGUGUUGACAGGAGCUAAAAGCAGGGCUGAGAUCGAGGAAGCACUUGACACCAUCUACCCAAUCGUGUGCCGCUUCAGGAGGCAUCGAGGAGAGAGGAACUCUGACUAG
This is a messenger RNA of Epinephelus lanceolatus (giant grouper), 897 nucleotides long. The record is from RefSeq and is a predicted model, not a curated record. Lineage: Eukaryota; Metazoa; Chordata; Actinopteri; Perciformes; Serranidae.